AUGUCUCUCGUCCAAGUCGCUUCGGAGGCUGCAUUCGGGGGGACUGGUGCGGGGUGUUUGAGCACAGCUACACAGCUGGGCUGCGAACUGUUUCUCAGUAACGGAUCGGGCGUUUCAGAGGUCGUGAAAAGAUACUACACUGAAGUACAUCCUUGGUUUCCGAUCAUCCGGGAAGACAUGCAACAUUUCUUGUCGUUGACCAUUCCUACUAAUCUAGGAAACCAUGGCCACCUACUGCUCUCCAUGUAUCUUGCAUCCAACCCUCUAUGCGAGCACGUGAAUCACGUUGCUCACAACCCUCUGUAUCUAACCACCAAGCAAAUGUUUCUACUCAUGCAAACAUCGAGGAUUGGGCCAACCCGGCUGCUCCAGAGUGGUCUCCUUAUCACAGUAUAUGAAUUUGGUCAUGGACUCACCGAAAAUGCCCACCAUACUCUCAGUUCUUGUCUAGCGCUAUAUAAAAAUAUGGUUGGAGGCAGAUGUGAUCGAGAACCAAGUUCGGGAAAGGACAUGUCGGAGAUCUGGGGCUGCUGGCAGGUGCUUGUGCUUCUUGAUCGGACUAUCAAUGCCUUUAUGACAACACAAGCGCCUUUCCAAGCAGACCCCUUGUUUUGGGAGUCCAUCUAUAGCUCAAGCAUAUUGCCAACCUCUACAAGUCAACAUAGAGGUGAAGGAGGAUUUUUGGACCUCGGAAAGGGAACAUCCAAUUUCUCAAUGCUAUACCGUGUAUCAAUCAUCGUCGGCGAUAUAUUCGAGCAUGUGGCAUAA
Clonostachys solani is the source of this 768-nucleotide messenger RNA. Lineage: Eukaryota; Fungi; Ascomycota; Sordariomycetes; Hypocreales; Bionectriaceae. The record is from the annotation of a GenBank genome assembly.